This is a messenger RNA of Leptosia nina, 6282 nucleotides long. The record is from the annotation of a GenBank genome assembly. Lineage: Eukaryota; Metazoa; Arthropoda; Insecta; Lepidoptera; Pieridae.
AUGUUGAAAGGUCGCGGGCGAGCUUCGAUUCCUGGGACUCCAAUUGGUCAUCGAUCACCGGGCAGAGCCCCUGUGGCGAAACCCGAACCGGACUACGAAGUAGUGGAGUUCCCAUCCGAACAAUAUGUCAACGCAAAGCUUCAGCAUCCACCUCCAACACCGCCAAGACCACCUACAGGUCACCCAAUGGAUACAUCUUGUGGCUUAUGUGGGGGCGGCGGCGCAAGAGUUCGAUGUACAGAGUGCGGGCGACGCGCGCUCUGUGCCUCUUGCGAUGAUAUGUAUCACAGGCAUCCAAAGCGAAGGCAUCAUCAACGACAAGCCCUCCCACCAUCAUUGCUAAAAGAAGAAAGACCACCUCUACCCCCGAAGGGAACACCACCUGUUCCACCACCACGAAGACAUAAGUUAAGUGGUGAUAGAAGUACAGCCAGCCCUAAGACUCCAGUAUUAGAUCAAAGACGAGCUACGCUUAACGUAUUUCACGGAGUCUCGAAUAAUACAACUCCAUCCGCUACCUUACCGCAUACUUUUGCACCUCAGCGACCACCAGUGACUCAAAUGCCCGUAAAUAUGAAUACACAACCUCGAAUGACGCCGAAUUUCUCUGCUGCUGUUCAAGCACCUAUACCUGAGCCAGUUAGCAAUAUGGGAGGAUUCAAUCCGUGGACUCGUCCACGUACUUCCUUGCCCGGGUACAAUGUACCACCUCAAAGUAUUUUGCCACCUCAACAAAUGGAACAUUGGGAUGCGCAUGAGAAUCUUUCGCAGAACUGGGGGCGUCCAUUGCGCCGCGGGGCUUCUGUGAUGGAGUUAGGAGCACCAGCUUGCGGCGGCUGCGCUCACUGCGCACCAAAUCCCUGGCGAUAUGGUAGUUGCGCUAACUUGGAUCAUUCCUGGGGGCAGGGGCAGUGGGCGCAGACUUGUUGUGUGCCUCCAAUGCAGAACCAACGACUGCAACCACACUCACACAUGCACGCGCCACAGACCCCUCAGCCUUAUCGUAGAGCUGAAAGUCGAGCUGCAUCUAGAGCCCCAUCUCGAGCAAACUCACGCGCACCUUCUCCCGCUUUGAGCAUGCGGUCACGUGCAUCACGGAGGACAAGGCCUCGCUCACCUUCACCAUCCAUACCUUCCAGUGACGCAGACUCAGAGAGUGAAGCGAGCGGUCGAGAGGAAAAGUUAGAAAGAAAGAGAGAAACACAUAAUGUGAGAGAGAACGAAAGUGAUUUGGGACCCGCGCCGCCCCCUCCGAGUACCACAUGGCAAUGUGAACAUUGUACAUACGUUAAUGAACCUCAAGUAAGGGUUUGUGUCAUCUGUUGCCGGACGCCGACCGUUACACCGAAAACUAUAGCUGGUCUUAACAAUGGAAUAUCUAGUUUAAGGGUUACUGACAAAUCGCAAACAGAUGGUUCAAUGAUCAAUCGAAAAAUGCGUCAUGAAUCGGCAGAUAAGAGCCGACAAAAGGAAAAAGAACGCAUUUCGACAUCGUGCGGACCGUCUCCGCCGAGAGACACAAAUACAGUAAGAAAAUCUAUAAAUCGUUUGGAAACUCCCACAAAGGAACAUACUAGCCAAUCAGCAAACACACGACACGAUAUAGCCGUCGGACCUUCGCCCCCAAAAGAUAUUCAAGAAGAUUUGAAACAGCAAGUUAAGAAAUCACCAACACCUCACAAAACAUCGCUAGAACGAGAACCGAUAAAAAAACAUAGUGUUUCAGUGGGACCUUCCCCACCCCGUUCUGUCCCUGUAACAAAAACUAUAGUAAAAGAAUACGAGAUUGAAAAGAAGACAUUAGUAAAUCCAGCAAAAGAAGAAAUCGACGUUCGGCCGGAAUCUAGAAGUAGCCGAACAAGUGUUGCUAACACUGGGACGUCACCGCCACCCCAGAGCAUAUCUACUCAGACGUAUGAAGUACCAAAUAAUAAUUGGCAACGGCCGGCAUCCGCUGCGCGAAGUAGGCCACGACGUCGAUUUAGAGAUGAAACACGAGAACGAUCACAUAGCAGACAUUCACUGUCCAGCGAUACCAGGGAAAGCGAACGCAGUGUCAGAACUACUGAGGGUCGUUGGGAGUGGCGCGAAAGCAGUCCUUGCGCGGCUGACUGGAGCGAGAACGAACGGAAGCGUUCUGAUAGACUCACGCGGCGAGCCUCGCAUUUGGAUUUGCGGAGAACCCGCAACUCGCGUCGCACUAGUCUUUAUGGAUCGGAGGCACCAUCUCCCGAACCACUUGUGAAUAAUCGAGCGGUCUCGUUAGAAGCAUUAGCCAUUUCAAAACGUGAGGCAGAACGAGGUCUAGAACUGGCACGUCUUUUGACUGAAGCUGAGAGACAAGGAUUCAGUGCGGCAGAAGUGCAAGCAGCAUUAGCUCAGAACCCAGUUGCACCUCUUGCGUGGCUAAGAGAACGGUGGCCAAGUUUGGUUGCAGGAGUAAGAGCCGCUGCCGCUAGACUUGCAUCUGGUGUAACAGUAUCAGAACUUGAAGCUCGCGCUGCUUUGGCCAGACAUAGAGGAGCUAUGUGGCCCGCAGUCACAGAGUGUGUAGAGCGACAUAGGAGACAGGCGGGUGAAUAUGGAGUCAGUGAAGAAGGCAAAUUACGUGGCCGCGUAUGGGGCUCCCCUAUAGGAGUCGACGAUGAAGGGGCACCACCUUCUUUCUCCGACCAACCACACCGCAACCGCGCAAACGACAGUUCAGAUGAAUUUGAGGAGUCCAUCACCAAUCUUCAAGAUGAUGAUUGGAUGUAUUUACCGUUAAAUCUUAAUGCCAAUGCAACUAAUAUUGAUGAAAAAUAUAUUCUCCAAAAGAAAUAUAAUAAUACAACACAAGACAAUAAUGAAAAUAUAGCAGAAAAUUUAAAAUUCAUAUUAGACUUCGCUGGUGUUCCAACGAUUGAAGAAAGUUUACUUUCAAAAAAAAUAAAUUUGGAAAAUACAAACAAAAUGAAACAAGAAAAUAGAAAUGUAGUAAAUCCGAAACAAAUAGAAAACAUAAUUGAUUUAGUGCAAUCGGAAAAAGAUUUUAUUGAUGCUUACAAUGCCCUAUCGCAAUUAAGUCCAUUACCGAAAAUUGAAAUUCCAAACAAUAAAGAAUUUCAGCAACAUACAAAAACAGAUACUCAUGUACAACAACCAAAUGGAAUUUCACAACAAAGUAAUGUAAUUUCAACUUCUAGUAAUAACGUAAGAGAGUAUUCUACAAAUAUAGCGGAUACACACCGUUUAAAUGAAUCCAAAGUAGAACAAAACAUUACCCUUGUAGAUCCAACACCUUUACGGGUACUGAACACCCAGUUCAAUUCUGAAAAUAACAAUAAAAUAAAACAAGACAAUCUUCAUUUAGAUAAUGACAAACAAGCAGAUCAAAUUCAAGAUUUGAAAACAAAUAACCUUAGUGAUUUAGUAGAUACUACGCAGAGAUUGAUACAACAAAUGAAAGAUGAGAUAACUUAUGAUAUAAAAUCUCAUAACUCCCAACAAAGUGAUACACAUUCUAGUGGUUCUGAGCCAUCAAUAGAACAUGACUUCACUGACACCGAUUGCGAAAAUAAUACAGAAGAUGUUACGUCUGAAGAAAAAGAUACAUCAAGUGAAAAUGAGGAAAAUAGUGGUAUUGUAUUCCACGAAAAAGUUAACUCAGUAACAAGUUCAGAAGAUAACGAAAAAUUCGAGGAAGCUAUUGAUUAUUUAGACCCUGAUUCCCUUUCUGAGCAGGACAAUGUUACUUUGCCAUUGGGCAUCGAGCAUGACAGUAAAACUAUCAUUGAUAAUGUGAAAGUACCCUGUCUCGAUUCAAAAGAUUUUGUUAAUAGUAAUUUAUAUGCUGAAGUAAAUUCUUUCGAAGAAAUUUAUGACCAAUUAAAUAAUGGCAGUAAAGAUGACAACAAUUUCACAAAAAAUAUUUCUGAGAUAUCCAAAAAAUACGUAAAAGAUGAAGAAAGCCUUUUUUUACCUGCCAGGGAAACAAUUAAUAUAAUGACCAUUAAAAUAGAUACACCAAUUAAACCAAUUAUAUCAGAAAUGAAGUUUCCCGUACUAAAUGCUGUUGUAGAAAAUACAUUCGAACUCAAAGACUUCCCAUUAAAAUCAAAAAUCAUGGAAACCGGCACAGUCAUUGAAACUUUAAACAAAAGUAAACAAAGUGUGACUAAUAUAGAAAAUAUAAAUACUACCGUUAUUACUUUGGCUUCACCCCAGGAACUGAAAAAUAAUCAACUUAGUAGCAAUAGUAACGAUGUCAGCAAAAUACAUGAUGAAUUUGACCUUGAAAAUCGAAAUGUUGAAUUAAAUAGCGCUAGCGAUAAUCCAGAUACAGUUAUUGAUACAAGUGCUUUAAAAAAUGAUACUAAACCUAAGCAAAAUGUUGUGGGCAAGUCAAGUAUACCCGUUCCAAUUAAAACCACUAUUGUUCAUAAAGAAAAGGUAGAUAAGAAUCAAAAGUUGAUCACUUCAAAAUUACCAGUGAGAAGGACAUCAAUCAAACGGUACCCUGCUCCGGCUCCUCCAAAAGCACAAUUAAAUAACGUGCAGAAUGGACACGUGAAGCAAUUGCAAACACAAAUAUUCCUUAAUAAAACUGACGUACAUGUAGAGAAAUCAUCAUCUAGUAAUACAAUAGAUGUGAUACCUUCUACUUCUACUAUCAAGAAAAAAGCGGCACCUCUACCUCCACAGUCUGAACAGCAAUCACCACCAAAACAACCGUUUAAAGAAAAAGAACAAUUCUUUCGUGAAACUUGCCGAACAGAAGAUGAAUGGACCGAUAGCGAAUCCGAAAAUGAUAUAAGAAUCCCGAAAACACCAAAAGAAGUUACACCUACACCGGAGCAAGAGUCGCUUCCACCAAUAACAUUGCGACGUGUAUCGGGCCAAUUAGUUGAUUUGACUAAAGUAAACUUGCCAGAGGGAUCCCCAGAGAGACAAGCUCGUAUGCUUUUGGCGGAAGGAGCGACAGAGAACUGGGACCAAGCUCGAAUUGCUGUGGAGUUGAUAGCGCAAGGAACAGAUGUAGCAACCGCUCUACUUGCUUCUCUGGAAUGUACAGAUCUCAACUCUGCUUUGGCGUAUUUGAAUCAGUAUUGUGAGCUUUGUGCGGCCCACUACCCUGAACAUGAAAUGGUAUCAAUGUUACGAUGUUCUCAUAGAUGUUGCCGAGAAUGCGCCCGACAUUAUUUUACCGUACAGAUAACAGAAAGAAGCAUCGUUGAUUGCGUAUGCGCUUAUUGUAAAGAACCCGAAUUAGAAAAUUUAGAUGAAGACGCUUGGGUUAAUUACUUCGCACAUUUGGAUAUUUUGCUCAAAACUCUUCUUGAAUUUGACGUUCAUGAACUUUUUCAACGUAAGUUGCGGGAUCGUACUUUAGCUCGGGAUCCAAAUUUUCGGUGGUGCGUUGAAUGCUCCUCGGGAUUUUUUGUUCAUCCGAAGCAAAGAAAACUCCGAUGUCCAGAAUGCAAAUCGGUAACAUGUUCCACAUGCAGAAAACCGUGGUCCACAAAUCAUGAUGGAAUAUCAUGCGAAGAAUACGCAAGCUGGCUUGAAGAUAACGAUCCCGAACGAUCAAUAGCCGCGGUCCAACAACAUUUGAAAGAAAACGGGCUGGAAUGCCCUCGAUGUCAUUUUAAGUAUUCUCUCUCCAGGGGUGGAUGUAUGCAUUUUACGUGUACACAAUGCAAAUAUGAAUUCUGCUACGGCUGCGGUAAACCUUUCAUGAUGGGCGCCCGUUGUGGCCUGAGUGAAUAUUGCGCCAAGCUAGGCCUGCAUGCUCAUCAUCCACGCAACUGUCUUUUUUAUUUGCGUGAUAAAGAGCCACACGAGUUGCAAACACUUCUGCAGAUGAAUAAUGUGGCGUAUGAAAUCGAAGCACCCCAAGGCGGCAACAAACGGUGUCCAAUUCAGUUACAGCGUGAAACGCCAGCUGGACUUGUUGAUACCACAUGCGGUACUGAAGUUCUGCCGAACAAUGCUGGUCUAUGCAAGAACCAUUACUUGGAGUAUCUGAGUCGAUUGGUGCGUAACAAGAAAAUUGAGCCUUUGCCGAUUUUGGGCGUGGACGAUUUGGAAACGGUGGUGCGGCGGGCUGCUUUGCGACUACCUCCGCGUCCCUACGGCUCUCUAGAAGGCGUCUACAAACGAGGCCUGAUCGAGGUGAGCGAACUCGUGGCAGAACUUCGCCGGCGCGCCCUCCCUUUGCCUGAAAGAGGUCCGUGGGACACAGAUCCUAUAUACGCCGGAAUGUGCGCCGAGAUUGUCAAAGAGAAGAUACCUCUGGAUUGA